Messenger RNA from Ctenocephalides felis (cat flea), 918 nucleotides. Its product is annotated as trypsin-1-like. Gene Ontology annotation, biological process: proteolysis. The transcript has 6 exons. The coding region runs from base 1 to 918 and encodes 305 amino acids. The record is from RefSeq and is a predicted model, not a curated record. Lineage: Eukaryota; Metazoa; Arthropoda; Insecta; Siphonaptera; Pulicidae. Gene Ontology annotation, molecular function: serine-type endopeptidase activity.
AUGUACGUAUCGUUAAGAUCACCUUCAGGUCAUUUCUGUGGAGGAACCAUUAUAAAAAAUCGAUUCGUAUUAACUGCGGCACAUUGUUGCAUAUAUGAGCGUCAAUAUCUUUUUGUUGUCACAGGAUCUACAAAAUUAUCUCAUAAUAGUACUCGGUUUGAAGUCGAAGAUAUAAUCAAACAUGAAUCUUAUGAUCCGAUAUUAGUGGAGAACGAUGUAGCAAUAAUAAAGAUCAAGGGUGAAUUUCAAUAUUCAAACAAAACGGCACCUAUACUUGUGCGAAAUCAAGAAACCUUAAAACCUGACACUUCGUGCUUGGUUUCAGGCUGGGGCACAACAAACGAGGCCAUCAAGUUACCGUCUGAACACCUUAUGAAAGUCGAAGUGAACAUAGUAGAAAAAGCUCAAUGCUCAAAAUUAUUCGCCGGAAUAAGUUCCAUAACAGAAGCUAUGUUGUGUGCCAGUUUUCCAGGCGGAGGCAGAGAUGCAUGCUCGGGCGACUCUGGCGGGCCUCUUGUAUGCGACGGAAUCUUAACAGGAGUUGUUUCUUGGGGUGUAUAUUGCGGACAUCCAGAUUAUCCGGGAGUUUACACAAAUAUAUCACAUUAUAAUAAUUGGAUCAAUACAACUAUACUUAAGCUGGAGGAAAGCGACUAUAUAUCUUCAAAUACAUUUAUUCCUACAUCGACUUCAAAUACAUUUAUCCCUACAUGGACUUCAAAUACUAUUACUCCUACAUCGACGGAUCGAACCGAUAACAAACAAAAUGUUUCUAAUAUACAUGAGAGAAUUUUAGCAAAAAAAGUUGACGGAAAAUUUUUCUUAUCUACUAAUUACAAAGAAACUUUUGGUGAAUCGACGCGCAAUACUAAUCAAAAGUCCUUAUCUAGUAUCAUUGAAUGGCUUUUGGAUUUUUAA